Messenger RNA from Moesziomyces antarcticus, 1020 nucleotides. RefSeq lists its product as uncharacterized. Gene Ontology annotation, biological process: positive regulation of DNA-templated transcription, elongation; positive regulation of transcription by RNA polymerase I. Lineage: Eukaryota; Fungi; Basidiomycota; Ustilaginomycetes; Ustilaginales; Ustilaginaceae. Bases 1 to 1020 code for a protein of 339 amino acids. The transcript has a single exon. The record is from RefSeq and is a predicted model, not a curated record. Gene Ontology annotation, cellular component: CTDK-1 complex.
AUGCCACCUCGAAAUCCGCGUUCGACUUUGGACACUGGGCUUCUCAUCUUCCAAGCAACUUCAACCACUUCCUUCCCCUUUCUGUUGCGGUGCAAGCAGGUUGCAGAGAUGGAUCCGUUCCAGGUGCGCUUGCGCUUCGUCUCUGCGCUGCAACGCGUCAAUGCUUCGCUACCGACCAUCCAAAAAGCGCUUUCGUUUGUCGUUGAGCACGCCGCCACGCUGCACCCGGAGCUGUGGGAAUGCAUCACCGACGAGCUCAAGUCCGCCAGCAUCAACCGCCGCAUCAACCUCCUCUUCCUCAUCGACGCCAUCUUCACCGACGAUACGCUCUCUGCAACAGUCCGGUCGGUGUAUACUCCGCACCUUGAACGCGAUCUUUACCUCAUCUUCGACCUUGCCGUUCCGGAGGACCGCUGGAAUGCGCUACUCAACCUCCCUGCUGCAACCAAGAUGAUCUCAUCGUGGAAAAGCAGAUUUGUACUCGAGAGGAGCUUGUUGGAGGAUGCCGAGAAGAUGUUGGAGGUGAGACGCGCGGCGUUGUAUGCCAUGUCGCCGGAAAAGAGGCGCAAGACAGUGGUCGAUGCGGGAGAUAUGCAGAGGCGCAUCGAGGAGGAUCGAGAGAGACACAAGCGGCUUCGCGAAAGGGCAUGGAUCUUGCCCGCAACGGCGUAUACGAGCCAGAGCUUGUUUGGAACACGACCAGAGCAGCUCGAUCCAACGUACCUCACCCGAACACAGACGGCAAGUCCCAGAGCGGAGCGGGACGAUGUGGAUGGUGAUAGGGUCUGGACUACCCAGGAUCUCGACUUCAGCCACAUGUGGGAAGAAACAAGCGACUUCAACGAUGACGACGUCGAGGCGAUUCAAGAAGACCUCAAGCUGUCGUGGGCAAAUCAACCACCACCACCACAGCCGAUUCCACAACCACCAAUACAUCCAUCGCGAGCACAAGAGCGGUUCUCAGCAUCUCGGCCGCCCCGAGAACCUGCGUCAAUGCGGCAUCCCCAACGCGCGCCCUAG